AUGUCAUCGCCGAGUGCGGGCAAACGCCGGAUGGACACCGAUCUCAUCAGAUUAAUUGAGUCCAAACACGAGGUGUCGAUCAUGAGCGGUCUCAACGAGUUCAGCGUCAAGUUCUACGGGCCAAAAGGGACCGCUUACGAAAAGGGAGUGUGGCGUGUGCGGGUGGAAUUGCCCGAGAAAUACCCCUUUAAAUCCCCAUCGAUCGGUUUCCUCAACAAAAUUUUUCAUCCGAAUAUUGACGAGGCUUCGGGGACGGUGUGUCUCGAUGUCAUCAAUCAGGCUUGGACGGCUCUUUACGAUUUGACAAAUAUCUUCGAAUCAUUUCUCCCUCAACUGCUCACUUAUCCAAAUCCAACCGAUCCUCUCAAUGGAGACGCGGCCGCUCUCUACCUUCACAAGCCAGAAGAAUUUCGACGGAAAUGCACCGAAUAUGUUGAACGUUUCGCCUCAGAGGACUCACUUCGCGGUCCGAUAGAUGGCUCGGGACGGACACACGGCUAUCAGGAUGACUCGGAUUCGACGAUUUCCGACUUUUCUGAGGACGAGGCCGAUCAAAUGGAGUUG
Molecule: messenger RNA, 564 nt
Organism: Mesorhabditis belari
Lineage: Eukaryota; Metazoa; Nematoda; Chromadorea; Rhabditida; Rhabditidae
Source: the annotation of a GenBank genome assembly